CAUACCCUAGCCUCCAUUCCACCCCGCCGCCCAGCCCAAACCCAACCCCGCCGCCGCCACUGCCGUCGCCGCCGCAGCGCGCGGAGGCGACCACCCCGCCUUCGCCAAGAUGCAGAUCUUCGUGAAGACCCUGACGGGCAAGACCAUCACGCUGGAGGUGGAGUCCUCGGACACCAUCGACAACGUCAAGGCCAAGAUCCAGGACAAGGAGGGGAUCCCGCCGGACCAGCAGCGUCUCAUCUUCGCCGGCAAGCAGCUCGAGGACGGCCGCACCCUCGCCGACUACAACAUCCAGAAGGAGUCCACCCUCCACCUGGUGCUCCGCCUCCGCGGUGGCGCCAAGAAGCGCAAGAAGAAGACGUACACCAAGCCCAAGAAGCAAAAGCACAAGCACAAGAAGGUGAAGCUCGCCGUCCUCCAGUUCUACAAGGUCGACGACGCCACCGGCAAGGUAACCAGGCUCAGGAAGGAGUGCCCCAACGCCGAUUGCGGCGCCGGGACCUUCAUGGCCAACCACUUCGACCGCCACUACUGCGGCAAGUGCGGCCUCACCUAUGUCUACAACCAGAAGGCUUCCGACAGCUCAUAUUCUCCUGCCGAUUGUACUUAUAGAAAGCCUGACUCUCCCUUCACCCUAGCCCGCAUACCGCCGCCCAACCCCCACCCCAGCGCAGCAGCAGCCGCCGCCACCGUCGCCGCCGCAGCGCGCGGAGGCGACCACCCCACCGCCGCCAAGAUGCAGAUCUUCGUGAAGACCCUGACGGGUAAGACCAUCACGCUGGAGGUGGAGUCGUCGGACACCAUCGACAACGUCAAGGCCAAGAUCCAGGACAAGGAGGGGAUCCCGCCGGACCAGCAGCGCCUCAUCUUCGCCGGCAAGCAGCUCGAGGACGGCCGCACCCUCGCCGACUACAACAUCCAGAAGGAGUCCACCCUCCACCUGGUGCUCCGCCUCCGCGGUGGCGCCAAGAAGCGCAAGAAGAAGACGUACACCAAGCCCAAGAAGCAAAAGCACAAGCACAAGAAGGUGAAGCUCGCCGUCCUCCAGUUCUACAAGGUCGACGACGCCACUGGUAAGGUCACCAGGCUCAGGAAGGAGUGCCCCAACGCUGAGUGCGGCGCCGGGACCUUCAUGGCAAACCACUUCGACCGCCACUACUGCGGCAAGUGCGGCCUCACCUACGUCUACAACCAGAAGGCUUAGAGGUGGCUUGCGAUUGCUCUUCAAAUUGAACUCAUUUAUAUGUGUCCCGUUUGUCUUUGAAAACUGAAACCUUGGAGUAUUAUGUUAUCUUUCCUGGAUAUUACUGAUAUGCGAUGUGGGCUUAAAUUUUGGUCAUUCUGAUGACGUUAAUCUA
Molecule: messenger RNA, 1358 nt
Organism: Triticum dicoccoides
Lineage: Eukaryota; Viridiplantae; Streptophyta; Magnoliopsida; Poales; Poaceae
Product: polyubiquitin 11-like
Exons: 2
Coding region: 110-1204 (364 amino acids)
Biological process (GO): translation
Cellular component (GO): ribosome
Molecular function (GO): protein binding; structural constituent of ribosome
Source: RefSeq, a predicted model, not a curated record